CAGAUCCCUGUGAACAUCCAACACCUGGUACCAGCGGCAAGCAGAGACGAUUCAAUUCAGGAGACAGAGACCACGAGAGGCUGGGCAUCCGGGGCAUCUUCGAAGAGAGCAGGUCUUCUGACAGAGCCAGCCCCACACCCAGCACCCAGCACCCAGCACAGGAAAAGGGGAGGGGUGGCAGUGACUGCCUGAGUGAAAAACAGCUACAAGGGAGCUUCAACUGCAUCAAAGGUCAGCCUGCCACCAACUCGGGACGACUCCGAGAAGACCUGCCCUGGAGGUGCUAAGAAGAGACACCAGCGCCCAGCUGGGAAGGUGCCAGCUCCCCCCUACCCUGCUGCCCCGCCCCUAGGCCUGCAGUCAGCAGCUGGGGUGCAGGAAGAGCUCCCCCCGGGGCAGGAGUCAUGGCCCGGCUACCUCCCUGCUGGCUGUGGGUUCUGGGGACCCUGGCGGGGCUCUCAGCAACCCCAGGCCCCAAGAGUUGUCCGGAGAAGCACUACUGGGCUCAGGGAGGAUGGUGUUGUCAGAUGUGUGAACCAGGAACGUUCCUGGUGAAGGAUUGUGAGCAGCACGGAGAGGCGGCUCAAUGUGAUCCAUGUACACCAGGGGUCUCCUUCACACCGGACCACCACAGCCGGCCCCACUGUGAGAGCUGCCGGCACUGUAACUCUGGUCUUCUCAUUCGAAACUGCACCCUCACGGCUAACUCGGAGUGUGCCUGCCCCGAGGGCCAGCAGUGCAGGGACAAGGACUGUAUGGAGUGUGAUGGUCCAGCCCAAGCCCCAGGCCCACACCCACAACCUUCCCAAUUACCUUAUGCUGAAGAGAUCCCAGAGGCCAGGACAGAUCGGCACACUCAAACUCUGGCCAACUCCAGGUGGCUGCCGCCUGCGACCCUCUCAACCCACUGGUCACCCCAAAGGUCCCUGUGCAGCGUGAACUGCGUCCGCAUCUUUGUGCUUCUCUCUGGAAUGUUUCUUGCUUUCACCAUAGUCGGAGCCCUGUUCCUCCAUCAACAAAGAAAAUUAAACGCAGGAGAAAGUCCAGUGGCACCUGCAGAGCCUUGUCCUUACACCUGUCCCAGCGAGGAAGAGGGCAGUGCCAUCCCCAUUCAGGAGGAUUACCGAAAACCAGAGCUUACUUCCUACUCUGAGCCAGUGCUCCUCAGAGAAGGCCAUCACUGCAAUCAAGUCCUAGCUUCCACCUCACUCCACUGACCAUCCAAGGAGAUCAAGAGAGGGCACCUCGAAUUUCAGCACCACCCUCUCAUCAGGACCUUUCCUGUGUGCAGACUUGAGAAACCAUUGUUGCUCACUCGCUAAGUCAUGUGCAAUUCUUUGUGACCCCACCGACUGCAGCACACCAGGCUCUCCUGUCCUUCACUAUCUUCUGGAGUUUGCUCAAUUCAUGUCCAUUGAGUCGGUGAUGCUAUCUAACCACCUCAUCCUCUGUCACUCCCUUCUUCUACCCUCAAUCUUUCCCAGCAUUAGGAUCUUUUCCAGUGAGUCGGCUCUUCACAUCAGGUGGCCAAAGUAUUGGAGCUUCAGCAUCAGUCCUUCCAAUGAAUAUUCAGGGUUGAUUUCCUUUAGGACUGACUGGUUUGAUCUCCUUGCUGUCCAAGGGACUCUCAAGAGUCUUCUCUAGUACCACAAUUCUAAAGCAUCAUUCUUCAUUGCUCAACCUUCUUUAUAGAACAACUCUCAAAACUGUACAUGACUAUUGGAAAAACCAUAGCUCUGACUAUACAGAACUUUGUUGACAAAGUGAUGUCUCUGCUUUUUAAUACGAUGUCUAGAUUUGUCA
Molecule: messenger RNA, 1803 nt
Organism: Capra hircus (goat)
Lineage: Eukaryota; Metazoa; Chordata; Mammalia; Artiodactyla; Bovidae
Gene: CD27
Product: CD27 molecule
Exons: 6
Coding region: 405-1217 (270 amino acids)
Biological process (GO): negative regulation of apoptotic process; positive regulation of B cell differentiation; positive regulation of T cell differentiation
Cellular component (GO): external side of plasma membrane
Molecular function (GO): transmembrane signaling receptor activity; protein binding
Source: RefSeq, a predicted model, not a curated record